Cylicocyclus nassatus is the source of this 1356-nucleotide messenger RNA. NCBI's taxonomy places the organism in Eukaryota, Metazoa, Nematoda, Chromadorea, Rhabditida, Strongylidae. The record is from the annotation of a GenBank genome assembly.
CAGGCAAUGUCGCUUCCAGUUUUGGCGGCUAAAGUAGCACGACCCUUUGUAAGAACCAUCUACAAUGAUACGAGGAAAAAUCUGAUGAUCAAUAAUAAUACGAAGGUGCUUAUUCAGGGUUUUACUGGUAAACAAGCUACGUUCCAUGGGCAACAAAUGAUUGAUUACGGAACGAAAGUUGUUGGAGGAGUCUCGCCCAAGAAGGCGGGAACGAAACAUCUUGGACUGCCUGUAUUUAAAUCAGUUGCUGAAGCUAAAGCUGCCACUGGCUGCGACGCCACCAUCAUCUACGUCCCAUAUCAGGUAGCAGCAGGAGCGAUCGAAGAAGCUUUGGAUGCUGAGAUUCCCCUGAUCGUAUGUAUUACCGAAGGAAUACCACAACAGGAUAUGGUACGCGUUAAAGCCAGACUUGUGAAACAAGAUAAGUCACGGUUGGUCGGCCCUAAUUGCCCAGGAAUCAUCGCUUCGGAUCAAUGCAAGAUUGGAAUUAUGCCUGGACAGAUACACAAACGAGGUUGCAUAGGCGUUGUAUCGCGAUCUGGAACCCUUACCUAUGAAGCCGUACAGCAAACAACCGAGGUUGGCCUUGGUCAGACUUUAGUUGUUGGAAUGGGUGGCGAUCCUUUCAAUGGAACCAACUUCAUUGAUUGCCUUGAUAUCUUCUUCGGUGAUCCAAAUUGCAGAGGUGUAAUUCUUAUUGGUGAGAUUGGUGGAACGGCUGAAGAGCAAGCAUCCGAGUUUAUCAAAGAUAAUGUCAAACGAGGCAUCAACAAGCCGGUGGUCUCUUUCAUUGCUGGACUUACGGCUCCACCUGGACGACGUAUGGGUCACGCCGGUGCCAUUAUUUCGGGAGGAAAAGGAACUGCCACUGACAAAAUCGAAGCAUUGAAGGCGGCUGGCGUACACGUAGUGAACUCGCCAGCCAUCCUUGGUUCGACUAUGGCUAAAGUGCUCAUACACCAAUAAGUGUAUUUUUUUGAGGCUCCUAUGAUCUGAUCAUAUAACUGUUGACUGUCAUUUUUCCAGUCGUAAUGCGUACUUAGUCAUGCCAUCAUGGUGAAGUUUUUUCUUUCUCUGCUAAAGUAGCUUUAGACGAUUGUUCGCUUUAGAGUGCAAGUUAGCCUUUUCUCUGAAGUAAUGUGGAAUCAUAAUCUGAAUUGAGUUGAUCUCUCUUGGCUAAUGCUGCACCUAAAUAUUCAUAAUUCAAGGCUUUAGUUGUUGACGUCGUAACUAGGUGUUAUUUAUUUGACUAAGCUAUGUAGGUACGGUUCGUCCUUGUGCAGGUUUUUGUUUUGUGGACUCUAAAUGUUCAGACAUUUAUCGUUGUGCUGUAAACAGUAGAAAUGUAGGAAAUUU